Messenger RNA from Periophthalmus magnuspinnatus, 1582 nucleotides. RefSeq names its product spondin 2a, extracellular matrix protein (gene spon2a). Gene Ontology annotation, biological process: cell adhesion. Gene Ontology annotation, cellular component: extracellular matrix. The transcript has 6 exons. The record is from RefSeq and is a predicted model, not a curated record. Lineage: Eukaryota; Metazoa; Chordata; Actinopteri; Gobiiformes; Gobiidae. The coding region runs from base 64 to 1068 and encodes 334 amino acids.
GAUCAAAGUGGCAGAGACUCAAAACUCGACCCCAGAGUCAGUGUGAGCCGGACCAAGACACAGAUGAUGUCACCGUACAGGCACCUGAGCUGCGGUCGGCUGUGGAGGCUGCUCCUCGUGUUCCUGAAGCUCUCUCACAGUUUGGCUGGGCCUCUGCCAUCUCCGAACGGGACCCAGUGCACAGCCAAGGGUCCCGCGUCCUACAUCCUGGUCUUUACGGGGCACUGGAGUCCGCAGGCCUUCCCCAAGCAAUAUCCCCUGUUCCGCCCCCCCGCUCAGUGGUCCAAACUCGUAGCGGUCAGCCAUAAUCGCCAUUUUCAUCUGUGGGAGGAGGGACGUCUGGCCAGUGAAGGAGUCCAGAACUUUGCUGAAAUCGGAGUGACCGUGGACAUCAUGAAGGGCGCCAAAGAAGCCAGAAAGAGACGAGCCGUGGGCGCCAUGUACCGGACGGCUGGCAUCCCCAACGGAAUCGGCCACAGCUCCACAGAACUGCUCGUGCUCCCUCGGACUCCGCUGCUGUCCCUGAUGGUGAAGGUCAUCCCCAGUCCUGAUUGGUUCGUUGGUGUGGACAGCCUGAACCUCUGCGAUGGGAGCCAAUGGAAAGAAGAGGUGACCUUUGACCUCCAGCCAUAUGACGCGGGGACAGACAGCGGCUUCACGUUCUCCUCUCCAAACUUCCCCACCAGCCCCCCCGAGAACAUCACCAGAAUUACGUCACAAAUGCCAAACCACCCCGCCAACUCGUUCUACUACCCCCGUCUGAACGACCUCCCUCCGAUCGCCAGCAUUAAGCUCACACGCCAGAGGAGGCUGCCCAACCGUCAGACUGUCAUGUCCAAUCACAUUCUGCCAAAUUCCAUCAUCCCUCAGCGUUUCUCAGCGACUCCUCUGGACUGUGAAGUGUCCAUGUGGUCGUCCUGGGGUCUGUGUUUGGGACCCUGCUCCAAAGGGGGCGUCCGCCACCGCACCCGCUACAUCCUGCUGCCCCCGGCCAACGCCGGAGACCCCUGCCCCGAGCUGGAGGAGCAGGCGGAGUGCGUCCCACACAGCUGUCUAAAGCGUCCUUAAUCACCACGAGCUGCUGCCAGUGUCCACUGUCCAGCACUGGGACAUGACUGUAGAGACACGCCGAGUGUGUCCAAUGUCCCCGUCAGUCAAACAAAAGGGGUUUUAUGCAAUUUUGACAUUCAAAAUUCAACUCCAGCCAAAGUGAUUUGAGGAAAACGACCUGAGCGACUCCCACAGACCCUGGACAGUCUGACGUCCAGCACACUCCCCCCGUGUUUAGUAACUCAUGUUUUACCUCCGUCCCACGCUGCUCCUCUGUGGACGUCUCAAAAGACACGUUUCAUUUUAAAAUACAAAUAUUUCUUUGUUCGUCUGGAGUAAUGCUGCACAUUCACACUGGUCUCUAAAGUCCUUGCACAUACUGCACUGGGGCCGUCGGUCACAUACUGGACGACCUACAGGCCACAUGCUUGGCACAUGCACACACUUCAAAAUAACCCUGCAUUUAUUAAUAUAAUGUUCCACCGUUAAACUUUAAAGGCUUACUUGAAAUGUAAAGGUAACGCAAAGGAGC